AUGUCUAGUCAACAAAUGAAUGUUAUGAGAAAUGAUGAUGUUGGUAGUUCCGGAGAUGAGGCUCAUUUUGCAGCAAUGUCGACGUUUACGGGUCGGACAAGUGUUCAACGAAAGCGACAAAGAACUUCUAAGGCAUGGGAGACAUUUACUUUUAUCCCUGGGAAUCAGUUUGCAGAUAAUAUAUCAAGAGCACAAUGCAAAAACUGUCCCAAGCUUUAUGUGGUUGGUAAAGGUAUUUCUAAUCUCACUCGUCAUAGUUUUAAGUGUAUUGGACGUGCAAUUGAAGUGCCAGUGUCUAAUGUUGGAAGCUCAAAAGCAAUAGAUCAAAAUAGAUUUAAGGAGCUAAUGGCUAUCAUAAAACAUGGGUAUGAAUUUGCAAUGGUUGAGCAUGGUGGACUUCAAGAUGUGAUGGCCUACUUGAAUGAUGAUUUUAAGUCAUUUACUCAGAAUGUAAUGCUGAAUGUUUUCUGA
This is a messenger RNA of Linum trigynum, 471 nucleotides long. Lineage: Eukaryota; Viridiplantae; Streptophyta; Magnoliopsida; Malpighiales; Linaceae. The record is from the annotation of a GenBank genome assembly.